CUUAAUUCCCUCAUUUCUGUGAACUCUGGAAUUUUCUCCUAAGUUUGAUAAUUAAAGAUAGUAGUUUUGAGAAACAGUAACGUAAAUUUGAGUGAAUUGUGAGUUAGUACUCUAUAUGUUCAAUUAUUCCUUUGUUAUUAUUUCAAUGUCUCCCUCUUACAUUUUCCAUCUUCUUCUUUUUAAUCAAUAUCUAUUUGUUCCUUCCUGAGUAAAAUAUUGGAGGAAUUCCCCACUUUUGAUUAAUUACUCAGUUUGUAUCUUAUUUUUCUCCUAGAGAAGGGGGAGCUUAAAAGACUCCAAUCAUUAAGGAUAUGUCAGGCAAUGAGCAAAAUCAAGAUAUUCAUCAGCAACAGCUCAAAGGAAAGAAACUUUCUUGCGAGACUUUAAAACGAUAUGACUCCUUAGACUUGGAAUCCAGCAAGGUCCCCGAGGCCAAAAAGGCGUUAGAAUGGUCAGUGAUACUGAAUUUGGCGUUUCAAAGCAUAGGGGUAGUGUAUGGAGAUAUUGGAACGUCACCAUUGUACGUGUUUUCAUCCAUUUUCCCUAAUGGUGUAAAAUACGACGAAGAUAUACUUGGUGCACUCUCUCUUAUCUUGUACACAAUCACCUUGAUUCCUGUCAUCAAGUAUGUCUUCAUUGUUCUCCAAGCUAAUGACAACGGAGAUGGAGGUACAUUUGCUUUAUAUUCAUUGAUAUGUCGAUAUUCUAAGGUGGGAUUAAUUCCAAGUCAACAACCAGAAGACAAAGAUGUGUCGACUUUUAAACUUGAUUUGCCAGAUAGACGCACACGUCGAGCUUCAAAGCUUAAGUCAAAGCUAGAAAGCAGCAAUUUUGUAAAGUUCUUCAUGCUAUUUGCCACAAUGCUUGGUACUUCCAUGGUUAUUGGGGAUGGCGUGCUCACUCCUUGCAUUUCAGUUUUGUCUGCUGUUGGAGGACUCAAAGAAGCAGCUCCCUCGGUCCUGACUGAAGGAAGACUUGUUUGGAUAGCAGUAGCCAUUUUGAUAUUUUUGUUCAUGUUCCAAAGAUUUGGAACUGAAAAGGUUGGCUACACUUUUGCACCUGUACUUUGUGUGUGGUUCCUUUUCAUUGCUGGUAUUGGCAUCUACAACUUCGUGAAGUACGAUCCAACUGUUAUCAGGGCACUUAAUCCUAAAUACAUCAUAGACUACUUCAAGAGAAACAAAAAGAACGCUUGGAUUUCUCUUGGCGGGGUCGUUAUGUGCAUAACCGGAGGUGAAGCACUAUUUGCAGAUGUUGGUCAUUUUAGUGUUCGAUCUAUACAGAUAAGUAUGUGCUGUGUGACAUAUCCGGCUCUCAUAUUAGCAUAUCUAGGUCAGGCUGCCUUUUUAAGGAAGCACAGUUAUGAUGUUUCUGAUACUUUCUACAAGUCCUUACCUCAUAGUUUAUAUUGGCCAGUAUUUGCAGUGGCAGUGUUAGCGGCCAUUAUUGCAAGUCAAGCCUUAAUUUCUGGGACGUUUGCUAUAAUCCAGCAAUCCCUGGCAUUAGGAUGCUUUCCUCGUGUUAAAAUUGUGCAUACAUCUAAAAAACAUCAUGGACAAAUUUACAUUCCUGAAAUCAAUAACCUUCUCAUGUUGGCUUGUGUUAUUGUCACUCUUGCAUUCAGGACUACUGAAAAGCUUAGCAAUGCUUAUGGAAUAGCGGUGGUAUUUGUGAUGACACUAACAUCAUGCUUCCUCGUACUAGUUAUGAUCAUGAUAUGGAAAACUCACAUUCUUUUUGUAAUCGUCUAUGUUCUAAUCAUUGGUUUGUUUGAGCUUUUAUUGCUAAGCUCAGUCCUGUACAAGUUCACUCAAGGGGGUUACCUUCCACUGGCGUUCGCAAUGUUCCUAAUGUUUAUCAUGUACGUAUGGAACUAUGUGUACCGAAAGAAGUACCACUUCGAGCUAGAACACAAGAUCUCUCCCUUAAAAGUUAAAGAAACAGUGGACAAAACAAAUUACCAUCGAUUACCUGGACUUGCAAUUUUCUACUCUGAACUUGUUCAUGGAAUUCCACCAAUCUUCAAGCAUUACGUGGAGAAUGUGCCCGCAUUACACUCUGUCCUCGUGUUUGUUUCGGUUAAAUCACUUCCAAUAAGCAAAGUUCCGGUAGAAGAAAGGUUCCUUUUCCGGAAGGUGAAGCCUUGUGAUCUCUACGUGUUUCGAUGUGUGGUGAGAUACGGAUACAAUGAUGUGCGCAACGAGGAAGAGCCCUUCGAGAGAUUAUUGGUGGAAAGACUGAAAACUUUUAUACGAGAUGAUUGUAUCUUUUCGAUUAAUGCAGCAAAGAGUAACAGAGUAUCAUCAGAACAGAGCAAUAUGGAAUUGGAAAAUGAUUGUGACAUACAAGAGGAUGCUAUGGAGAGAGAUAUAGAAGUGGUGGAUAGAGCUUAUAGUCUUGGGGUUGUUCAUUUUGUUGGGGAACAAGAUGUGAUUGCAAGCAAUGGGUCUAAUAUUGCAAAGAGAUUUGUGAUUGAUUGUGCUUUCAAUUUCUUGAAGAGGAAUUUGAGGCAAAGUAGCAAAGUUUUUGACAUACCUCACAAACGUAUGUUGAAAGUUGGAAUGAUAUAUGAACUUUAGCAUGCUCUGAAUUUGAAAUUAAGAAGUUAAUCAGUUGUAUUAGUUCAAAUUUAGUUGAAUUAAGGAGAUAACGCCAGCAUAUGUGCUACCCUCAAUCUCCAUCCGUCCAAAGGUCUUGGACUACAAAAUUUCUUGUUUUUUUAAUCUUAUUUUUUUUGUGUGUGUGUUUAAAUUUUAGUAUAAUUUGAAAGAGCGUAACAAUGUAGAGAGAGAAUUAGUAUAUAUAUAUAAUUUUUUUGUUUUGUUUUUUGUGUGUGUAUUAUUUUACCGUUGGAGAACCAACAUAUUUUACUUUGUAUUAUGACUAUUGUCUAUCUUAAAUACUGU
Molecule: messenger RNA, 2906 nt
Organism: Lycium ferocissimum
Lineage: Eukaryota; Viridiplantae; Streptophyta; Magnoliopsida; Solanales; Solanaceae
Product: potassium transporter 5-like
Exons: 8
Coding region: 312-2579 (755 amino acids)
Biological process (GO): potassium ion transmembrane transport
Cellular component (GO): membrane
Molecular function (GO): potassium ion transmembrane transporter activity
Source: RefSeq, a predicted model, not a curated record